AUGCUAGAUCCUUGCCUGUCAGACACGGCUUGGGAGAGUCAAGUGCUCUCGCGCUUCGCCGUGAUGCAGAAGCUGAAGGCGGAGGCGAACGUGAGCUCCCAGCACGGGGCAUGCUGCCCGCUUCCCAUGGAGCAACUGCUAACUAAGGGAAAGCUGGUGGAGGUAGCAAAAGAGGAGGAGCUGCCACGCAACCCGCUGAUGAUGUACCAGGCGGCGACUAGGAGCUGCAACAACCAGACGCAGCAGCAACAGCAGUUUGUGGCGGUCUUCCGCCGCUGCGGCGAGGCGGGCUACUGCUGCGAGGCGCGGGAUCUGCAGUGGCGACUGCAUCCCUUGAACGAGGACCUGGCGGAGGACAGCCUGGUGCAGCUGGUGAAGAUGACGGAGAACUUGCAGGUGGAGGCGGAGUGGAUCUACCGGCGCCUGCUGCGAAAGAUGGAGGAGUGGAAAUGGGUGCCUCGGGAGCAGAAGACGAUGUUCUACAAGAUGUACAUCAUCUACUACCACCAGGUCCGAAUGGCCAUGGAUCGCCAGAAGUACUGCCUCUUCUCCCCGGAAGACCUUGACGCCUGUGAGGACCCCAUCUCGCUCUACGUCUCUGUGAAGAAGGUGCGCAACGAGAUCCACCAGACGUAUCGGGCGCUGCGUGAGCUGGGCAGCUGCCUGCAGACGGGCACCAAGACCUUGGGCGCGGUGAAAGGCAAGUGGCCCGGCAAGGCGAUAGGCGUGCUGGGCCUGCUCCUGCGCCGCGCUGUGCACGUGCUGGGCACAGGGCAGAUCCAGGUGCGUGUGCACCAGCUGGCCGGCUCCCUGCUGCGGACAGCUUGGCAGAACCGCUUCGAGAUCAUCUUGGCGAGCCUGGUGGUGGGUGCGGGCCAGCCGCUCAUGAUGGCGCUCACGGCCACGGGUGUCUCCACUGGGGCGGCCACCAGCUGGACGCUGAUCCUGGAGCAGUUUAUGCGGAACUUCUUCGUGCACGUGGGUUGCCCCAUCCUGUCGUCGCCCAUGCUGAUGGCGAUGCUCGUGCGCUGGUCGAUGAAUAAGAUCCUUCUGACCGACUUCUUCAUAGACAACGUCGUGGGGCCGCUGUGGGAGAUGGCCAAGAAAACUCUGGGGCCGCUGGCCGUCUUGCCCCAGACGCUGGGUGUGUCCCUCGACGUGGUGAAGGCCGUUCUGCGGGCGGUCAAGGGUGCUCUCGGCGGCAACAGCACGCAGGACACCAGGGAGAGCUGGCUGGAAGCGGCGCGGGCCUUCCAUGCCACUGCAGCGGCGGACCUGCUGUACGGCUUCUUCUCGGUGACCUUCGGCGUCAUGUGGCGCGCCGUGGCGACCGCGGCCUGCACCGCGGCGCGCCUGGCGCUGCCGGUGAUCAACGGCGCGGAGGCGGGCAUAGACGCGGGCCUGCAGAGCUUUGCAAAGACCUGGGAAGGUUUGGCCCGCAGGGCCUCUCAAGGUCUGAAGAGAGGCCUGCAGGACGAGACGGCGAAGCGCGUGGCCCAGAUGGCCGCGGAGGACCGUCAGGUGGCCGAAGCCAGCAGGGGCAUCCCGAGCAAGACGCUGGCGCUGGUGCACAAGAUGCUGGGCAAGGGCUCAGUGGCGCUGGCGUCAGGCGCUGAUAAGUCUCUGAGUGUCUUUGAGAAGCUGCUGGACAUGAUUGGGCAAAGCACCAUCUUCGUGUAUGGCAUCUCCAGCGCCCUUUCCUUCUUGGUGCUGCGGGUCUGGCAGCCGUCGCAGGAGGUGGUGACGGAUGAGCUGCUGUUGGCCUCUCUGGGUGAGCGCCUAGAGGACUUCAAUGCCUACAGCUGCCAGGGCCGCCAGGCUGGGCUUCGAGAUCUCGCUCUUUUUUUUGGUUCUCAGGAGGGCCGGGACUGCGCACUGCUGCGCUUUGGCGGCCUCAGCCGGGCGCCUAGAAAUUUUUAG
Messenger RNA from Effrenium voratum, 1920 nucleotides. The record is from the annotation of a GenBank genome assembly. NCBI's taxonomy places the organism in Eukaryota, Dinophyceae, Suessiales, Symbiodiniaceae.